CAUACCCCCUCCUCCGCGAUUCGCGUCUCUGCCGCCAUGCCCGCUCUCCAUCGAAGGAAGGCGCCAUUCCAGGGAUUACCGCACCAUUCUCGCCCUCGUCCGCUCUCCGGCACCAUUCCAGCAUUCCAGGGAUUACCGCCUCCCCCUCGAUCCGCGGCACUCUCCCCCGUCCUUCUCGAGUAUGGCACCGCCAGUCCGCCUCGCGACCCCUGCCUCCUCCCCCCUCGCUCUCUUGUUCCCCCAGCCACCGCGAGGAACUCUGAACCCCAUUCCCCACCACCGUACCAAUCCCCGCAUCUACGCCGCUCCCCCCGCCCCCUGUCAACUACGCCAGGUCCUCGCCAUCGAUGUCGCCCAAGCGUGUCGUCCUCGCCCCCGACCUCGGCGUGCGGGAUUCGGUACCGAAAGAAGAGACAGGAGGAGAAUACAAGCCCUCAGCCUCGGUGUUCCCCAUUCACCACUCAGGCGCAGUCCAUCGCUCCUUCGACGAGGGCUCCAGCGACUACGGCUCCAUCGCUCCUCAUGGUGAUGCCGCCGAGGGUUGUCCUACGAAGCCGUCCGCGAUGCCGAGGGUUGUCCUACGAAGCAGACACGCCCUGCGGCUGCCCACACAAAGGGUUUGGUUCUUGUUCCUCCAAGCUACUGCGCGUGUGCUUCCACAUUCGGCACAGUGGGAGCCCUCAUGGCAGCAGACGACGUGUGACUCCAGACUCGGCGUAGACGACCCACAAGGAGCUGCUAAUGGCGGAGGCUGAGCGCCGCCAUGGAUCUGACACGGUGUGGAAUGGGAGGAGCCGAAGCGGAGAUUGGAUCAAAGUGCACUGGGCAGGAGCCAAGCAAAUCGUGAGUAUUUUUGUUUUGUGGCUUUGAGUAUUUGGAUCCCCGUAUUCCCUCCCUAUUGUGCAAAAUUAAGCACCUGAACCCUAAAUUGAGCUAUUUGUAUUCGAAUCAUUCUUAUUCCCUCCCUAUUGUGCAAAAUUGAGCUAUUUGUAUUCGAAUCAUACUUAGUGGUGGACGCCUAAGGAUCAGGGCGUGGUGCCUCCCGCACUGGUCCGCGGCUGCUGGAGCAGCUGCCACGGCUGGCAUCGCAGUGGUCUUGUUAACCUCAAGAGGUAAUCUGGUGGUCCGAUGCGCGGAAGUUUUGAUCUGCUGCUAUGGCCUAUAUGAGAAUGGGUUAACCGUUUUGUUAGUGUCACUGGAGUCGUAGUAGUAGUAUCUUUACUAUCAGCUGGAUAAUAGACUAGAUGAACAUGUAUGGCAAGUACCUUUACUUUCUGAAGUUUUCAAUGGUAAUAAGAGUUGUGAACACAAACAUGAGGUAUAAUUGAGUUCUUGUCUGAUCUUUUGAGUUGC
Molecule: messenger RNA, 1353 nt
Organism: Zea mays
Lineage: Eukaryota; Viridiplantae; Streptophyta; Magnoliopsida; Poales; Poaceae
Exons: 3
Coding region: 348-755 (135 amino acids)
Source: RefSeq, a predicted model, not a curated record